UUGAAACUCCCCUUUACUCUCUGUUCUCUUCUCUUCACUCUCCUCCUCUACCCUCUUCUCUCUUCUCAGAGCAUUGCACAACUCGGUGCAACUGUUUUGCCAUGGCUGCUUAUGCUGUUCACCACGAGAGUAUUUUGUGUUGAGAGGGUUCACUGCCAGUGGGGCCCUUAUGGAGACUGGUUCGAUUGUGAUCCCUGCACACAAACACAGACAAGAAGUCGGCCGAUAGCAGUCUACUCACAGUUUGGGGGGAAUCCCUGUGAUGGGGAAGCUACUCAGACACGGCCUUGCCAAACCUCACAAGGCUGCCCCUUGGAUCAGGGUUGUGGAAACAGGUUUCGUUGUCGAUCGGGGAAGUGUAUAAGCAAAUCUCUGAAAUGUAAUGGCGACCAGGACUGUGAGGAAGAUGGGCAGGAUGAAAAUGACUGCCCCGGUGGAAAAUUCCACAUUUGUGAAUACACUAUUCCCCCACCUAAUGUUCAGUUACUAGGACUUGGGUAUGAUGCGGUGUCUGAAAAGACAAGAGCCAGUGUCAUCAAUUCAAGGAGCUAUGGAGGCCAAUGUCGUCCCACCUAUAGUGGUGAUCACAGGACUAUCUUUCGACUGCCAUACAGUACUAUCCAGUACGACUUUUCGGUUAAAGUCCAGAAUGAGCUCAGUGAUGAAAUGUUCACGAGUACAUGGCACUAUGCCAAGGACAUUGUGAACAGGGAGACGGUGCGUGGGACCACAUCAGGAUAUCGCAACUAUGAUUUUCACGAGAAACAUGACAAGUCAGAGAGGUACAGGCUUUUGGUUUUCAAGAGCGAAAUAGAGGUGGCUCAAUUCCAGAAUACGUCUCCCAAGAACCUUCCAAUUUCUGAAGUGUUUUGGAAGGCACUGGCCAAACUCCCAAAUGUUUAUGACUACUCAGCCUACAAGAAGAUUUUGGAGCGGUUUGGAACACACUACAUAUCUGAAGGAAGCCUAGGAGGCUCCUUCAAAGCGAUUAUAUCAAUUGAUGAAGCAACUGAAAAUUACAUAGCCACGGAAAAGUAUGAGCAUCGUGAAUGUACGAAGACUAAACGUUGGAUCCUUUUUUUCCCCCUCGUCAUAGAGAAGUGUGUGAAGGAUGACUAUGAUCGUCCCAGGGACUGGAAUAAAAACAGGAAUAAUAACGUGGACAAAGUGGAUAUAGUAGGAGGAGAAGUCUCACAUAUUUCUGCACUAGAGAAGAUGGACCUCACUGAUACAGGCACGAACUCAGAACUGUACUCAAACUGGGCUGAAUCUGUUAGGUCAUUUCCACUGGUUAUAAAACAAAAGCUGCGACUACUGUCCGAGCUUGUGAAGGAAGUUCAGUGUGCAGGGGCAAAGAGAGUUUAUCUACGCCGGGCUAUACACCAGUAUCUCUCAGAGAACCAUCCCUGCCACUGCAAGCCCUGCAGAAACAACGGUUUGGCUGUAAUGGAUGGAAACAAAUGUAAAUGCAUCUGCAAGACUGGCACAGAAGGGCUGGCCUGUGAAAAGGGAACUGAAGCAGAAGGCCAACAGGGAGUGAUUCAUGGUAGCUGGUCCUGUUGGUCUGCGUGGUCUCAGUGCUCUGGGGGUCGUGUCUCACGAAGUCGCUCCUGUUCGAAUCCAUUCCCUCAGAAUGGGGGACAGCACUGCAUUGGAGAUUCAACUGAUACUUCCGAGUGUGAUGAUGAUGAGCUGCAAUACUUAAUGACAAUGGAGCCACAGUGCUUUGGCAGUACUCUCCAACCAAGUCCCAAGUGUGAAAACCCACCCAAUCUAAUCAAUGGUUUCAUCCAGAACCCGAGGGACUUCUACCGUGUGGGUGACCGAGCUGAGUUCUCCUGCACUGUAGGUUUUUAUCUUGUCGGUCAUGGAAACCUAGAAUGUUCUGCUGAUCAAACUUGGUCUGGAAGCCUUGGAUUGUGCAAAGUUUCAUCAUGCAAGCUUAAUUCGCUCACGCAGGAUGUAAUAGCCUCUCCUUUUAAGCCCCUUUACUCAAUUGGGGAGAAAGUAACCUUGUCCUGUCCUGAGGGUAGAACAUUAGAGGGGGAGGCAACGAUUAUUUGUGACUCUAGUUUGCAUUUUUCACCAAAUCCAGCAGACAUCAGAUGUAGUGAAGCUGAAGCCCCAAAACCAACUGCUCCCACAGUACAAUGUAAGGUAUGGGAGAAGGUUUUCAAAGGCAGAUGUAUUUGCAAAAGGGCUGAUGAGUGCAGCUCAUCAUUGGAUUUGUGCGUCACAACUUCAGAUGGCAGCAGAUUUCAUCCCAUUUCUGUCUGCAAAAUGCAUGUAAUGCAGUGUAUGGGGAAAGUCAUCGAGAUAGCUGAGGACAGCCGCUGUGACUGGCCAAAACGCCAAGCAGAAGCCUGUACCAAUUGUCACAUGUGGGAGAAGUGUGAUGAUCAAACCAACACAUGUCGCUGUAAGGAUCCUGAAGAUUGUUCAAACGCUGGAUUGGAUGUGUGUGUCCGCGUUGGCGAGAAUGCAACUGCUCCCACACAAACCAUGAGUGAAUGUGAAGCUGGACUUCGCCGAUGUAAAGGAGAAACUAUCUCAGUUGUCAGCAUCCUUCCCUGUGCUUCCUGA
Messenger RNA from Menidia menidia (Atlantic silverside), 2583 nucleotides. NCBI's taxonomy places the organism in Eukaryota, Metazoa, Chordata, Actinopteri, Atheriniformes, Atherinopsidae. The record is from the annotation of a GenBank genome assembly.